Letharia columbiana is the source of this 342-nucleotide messenger RNA. RefSeq lists its product as uncharacterized. Gene Ontology annotation, molecular function: ATP binding; nucleic acid binding. The transcript has a single exon. The coding region runs from base 1 to 342 and encodes 113 amino acids. Lineage: Eukaryota; Fungi; Ascomycota; Lecanoromycetes; Lecanorales; Parmeliaceae. The record is from RefSeq and is a predicted model, not a curated record.
AUGAACAAGCUCGGCCAAGGCUGCGAUAUCUUGGUUGCUACAACUGGACGACUCCUAGCCAUCCUGAGGGAGAAGGCACUGCAGUUCGGCAACCCGAAGUACCGUGACAUCCUUUCUCUGGAUAAUUUGAGUUUCAUUGUCUACGAUGAGGCCGAUGAACUACUGUCGGAAUCCUUAAAAGAUGUCUCGUCGAAGAUGUCCAAGACGAAGACAUUCAAAGACGAAGUCGACGAGGUUGAACUGCGCCUCCCAACCAAGAAACACCUCUACCAUUGGUACUUCUCUUCCCAGUACUCCAAGGAGCAGAGUCUUAGAGCUGAGGGGUUUAUGCGCCUCGAAUAA